Malassezia restricta is the source of this 2421-nucleotide messenger RNA. RefSeq names its product ATP-binding cassette, subfamily D (ALD), peroxisomal long-chain fatty acid import protein. Gene Ontology annotation, biological process: peroxisome organization; very long-chain fatty acid catabolic process; fatty acid beta-oxidation. Gene Ontology annotation, molecular function: ATP hydrolysis activity; ATP binding; long-chain fatty acid transmembrane transporter activity. The coding region runs from base 1 to 2421 and encodes 806 amino acids. Gene Ontology annotation, cellular component: peroxisomal membrane. The transcript has a single exon. NCBI's taxonomy places the organism in Eukaryota, Fungi, Basidiomycota, Malasseziomycetes, Malasseziales, Malasseziaceae. The record is from RefSeq and is a predicted model, not a curated record.
AUGGCAGCAGUGCAGUCACGGCUGGCCACAGCGCCGCACCGCUCACGCGGAGCACUCGUGCUGGUGCUGCUGGUGCUGGCGCUGGGCCAUAAGCGUCUGCUCGGUCUGCGGCGCCUGCGCGGGCACUGGGCUCGUCUGCGUUGGCAGCGCCAGCAUGUCGAUCCCAUGACGUUGGACGAGGGCCUGGAGCAGCUGUACUACCCGACAGAGAGCGGCAACGGCACCAUCAAGCUGCUCAUACCUGACCGCGGCCGUCUGACUGCAGCGCAUGUCACGCCGACAAACCCUGCGACGUUUGUGAGGGACUACGAGUCCUUUUCCCUGCCGCCGCCCGUGAGCAAAAAGGCGGCCAAGGCGCGCCUCGGCAUCCUGAGUCCAUGGGGAAGUAUCACGCGCGAAAACGCCCAGGACGUCCGCGAGAACGAGAGCACGAUCGCGCCCGAGGCCGGCGAGAGUAUGUCGAGUGCGAGUGCGAUGUGUGUCGGCGUCAAUCGCGAGUUCCUCCGGCAGCUCCGCGCCCUCUUCCGCAUCAUCUUCCCGAGCCUGCGCUCGAAGGAGACGUACCUGUUCUUGCUGCACAGCAUGUUCCUCGUGCUGCGCACCUACCUGAGUCUACUGGUCGCUCGCUUGGACGGAUACAUCGUCAAGACGCUGAUCUCAGCAGACCGCUGGGGAUUCCUGCGUGGCCUGGGGCUGUGGUUCGCGCUUGCGGUGCCGUCGACCUACACGAACUCGAUGAUCCGCUUCCUGCAGUCCAAGCUGUCGAUCUCGUUCCGGACGCGACUCACGCGCUACGUGCACGACCUGUACCUGAACCAGCACCAAAACUUCUACCGCGUCACGAAUCUCGACAACCGACUCGAUGCGGUGAGCCAGUAUAUCACGCACGACAUUGUGCAGUUCUGUGACGUGCUCUCGGAGCUGUACUCGAACAUAUCCAAGCCCCUGCUUGACAUGCUGAUCUUUGUGUGGCAGAUCGGCCAGAACCUGGGUCUCGGCGGUGUAUCAGGCACGAUGCUCGGCUACUUGCUGUCCUCGCACGUACUGCGCGCCGUGUCGCCACCUUUCGGCAAACUCGCCGCGCUCGAGGCCAAGCUCGAGGGCAACUUUUACAAUGCACACAGCCGCCUCAUUAUCAACGCCGAGGAAGUGGCCUUCUACAACGGCGCAUCUACCGAAGAAGGGAUCCUGCGGCGCUCGUACCGCGACCUGGUCCGCCAUAUCCGCUCCAUCCUCCAGGCCCGUGUGGGCUACAACUCGGUCGAAGACUUUGUGCUCAAGUACUCGUGGUCCGCAUUUGGCUACUUGCUCAUGGCUGUCCCUGCCUUCCGUGCACAGGCCAAGAGCCGUGGCGGCCAGGCCAACUCGGACCCACACAUCGUCAAGCAGACCGAGAGCUACAUCUCCAACAGGCGCAUCCUGCUCGCGAUUGCCGACGCAGGGAGUCGCCUCAUGUACAGCUACAAGGGUAUCGCUACCCUCGCCGGCCAGACAUCGCGUGUGUACUCGCUCAUAUCGUCGCUGCAUCUGCUGCAGCACGAUGAUUACCAAAGUGUGCCGCGCCCCGCCGACCUGCCGGCCGACAUGCCCUUCUACGACUUGGGCCACCUGCGCGGCCAGCUGAUCGAGGACAAGGACCAUAUCAAGUUCACGAACGUGCCCAUCGUUACGCCUGCGCCAGGCCAGGAGCGUGGCGGCGAGCCACUGCUGCACAGUCUCCGCGUCCACAUCAAGCCCGGUGACCACAUGAUGGUCACGGGCUCGAACGGUGUGGGCAAGACGGCUGUGGCACGUAUCCUCGCGGGUCUGUGGCCGCUCUUUGACGGUGUGCUCGAGAAACCCCAUCAUGACAGCAUCAUGUUCCUGCCGCAGCGUCCGUACCUCAACACGGGCAGCCUGCGUGAACAGGUCAUUUACCCGGCAUCGUACCAGCAGCACCUCGAGUCCGGGCGCACGGACGAGGAUCUCAUGGAGAUUCUGCGCCGCGUGCACCUGGCCUACCUCCCUGACCGGGAAGGCGGUUGGACCACGCGCAAGGAGUGGAAGGAUGUGCUCUCGGGCGGCGAGAAACAGCGCAUGGGCAUGGCGCGUCUCUUCUACCACCACCCAUCCUUCGCGGUGUUGGACGAGUGCACAUCAGCCGUCUCGACGGACGUCGAGGGCUUGAUGUACGCGCACGCUAAGGACAUGGGCAUCACUCUCAUUACCAUCUCGCACCGUCCGAGUCUGUUCAAGUACCACCAGCUGCUCCUCGAUAUGAAGGGCGACGACAAGUAUGAAGUCAUCAAUCUGGCUGGAGAUGAGCAGAAGCUCACGAUCGAGCAAGAGCUCACGGAUCUCCGCUCCAAACUCGAGCAGGUCCAGGCCUGGAAGCAGCGCUUGCAUGCCAUCCACCAGGAGCUCUCGUUCAGCCAUUCGUAG